AUGUCUCUUUAUAACUCGGUCAGACUUGCCUUACGGGUAACUAUUGCUCGGAUGGUUGCUGUCCGCAGGGAGACGGUUGUUGUUCAACCUAUUGCUGCCCUUAUGGAUCGAGCGGAGUUUGUUAUAACUCCGGGUGCUGUCCCAGUUAUGCACCCAAGCAUUGUGGAAAUGGGAAAUGUGUUCCUGAGGAUGCAACUUGUUGCAGUGACAAUAUACAUUACUGUGAUUCGGGUACAGUUUGUUGCAAUGACGAAACAAAUAGAUGCGCUCUUCCGAGUCAACUGGACAGCAAUGGGAAAUGCUGCUCGAUGGACACAUUUCCAGCUAAUGGCAUUUGCUGUUCAAAGGAAUCCUACAGAAAUGAUGGACAAACCCAUUGCUAGUGGUAACCAGUGUUGUCCUAGAGACAAGCCUGUCAAUUUUGAAGGCAUAUGCUGCGAACAGGACAAGACUAAUGUCAAUGGCAUAUGUUGCGGGCUGGAUACGCCUCUGAAUGUUGGUGGCAUUUGUUGCUCGCCGGACAAACCCAUUAACAGUUUUGGAAAAUGCUGCGAAGCGGACAAACCCAUUAACAGUUUUGGAAAAUGCUGUGAAGCGGACAAGCCGCUUAACGUUGCUGGCACAUGCUGUCCACUGGAUAAACCUUUACUCACCGCUGGUGUAUGCUGUGCUCCGGACAUGAACGUUACGAAUGGCAUAUGUUGCGCGAAGAAUAUGACCGGUAUUGGAGAUCAAUGCUGCCCUCUGAAUAACACUGUUGCUGAUGACACAUGCUGUCCUCAGGAUUCAAUCGGCAGCGAUGGUCAAUGUAAAUCUGGCAGUACCAGUGCAAGUCCAUUAAAUACGAUAAUAUACGCUGCUCUAUGGUAA
Paraglomus brasilianum is the source of this 870-nucleotide messenger RNA. Lineage: Eukaryota; Fungi; Glomeromycota; Glomeromycetes; Paraglomerales; Paraglomeraceae. The record is from the annotation of a GenBank genome assembly.